Aethalodelphis obliquidens (Pacific white-sided dolphin) is the source of this 2074-nucleotide messenger RNA. RefSeq names its product spermatogenesis associated 7 (gene SPATA7). Bases 125 to 1912 code for a protein of 595 amino acids. The record is from RefSeq and is a predicted model, not a curated record. Lineage: Eukaryota; Metazoa; Chordata; Mammalia; Artiodactyla; Delphinidae. Gene Ontology annotation, biological process: microtubule cytoskeleton organization; photoreceptor cell maintenance. Gene Ontology annotation, cellular component: ciliary basal body; axoneme; photoreceptor distal connecting cilium. The transcript has 12 exons.
UCAGCUCCUGCCGCCGGCCGCGGCUUCUUUCUCGCCGAACGUCUGCUGCGGCGGCUGGCCCGGCCCCGGGAAGGACCAAAGGGGACCCAGCGUGUCCCCACGGCGGCUGCAAGAGGAUCUAAGCAUGGAUGGCAGCCGGAGAGUCAGAGCAACCUCUGUCCUUCCCAGAUAUGGUCCACCCUGCCUAUUUAAAGGACACUUGAGCACCAAAAGUAAUGCUUUUUGCACUGACUCCUCCUCUCUCAGACUAAGUACCCUCCAACUGGUCAAGAAUCACAUGGCUGUUCACUAUAAUAAAAUCCUUUCAGCCAAAGCUGCAGUAGACUGCUCAGUUCCACUAAGCAUGAGUGCCAGCAUCAAAUAUGCAGACCAACAACGACGAGAGAAACUCAAAAAGGGAUUAGCACGGUGUGAAAGGGAAUUGAAAUUAACUAAAACUGCAAUGCAAUCCAAUUCUAAAAGUAAUUCCAAGUCAUUAUUUAACACUCUACAAAAGCCUCCAGGAGAACCACAAGAUGAAGAUGCUAUGUUAAUCAAAGAAGUGAACAGAUUUCCAUCCUUUAAAAGGACACCAGUAACUUCUUCAGAGCGACUACACUUAAAUCCACCUAAAUCCGAUAAAGUCCUCACAAAUGGUACUGAGAAGAACUCCAGUUCCUUCCUGUCCAGCAUGGAUCACGCUGCCUCUGGGCCCAGGAAAUCAUCCUCUGGAACCUCCUACGGCAGAAGGCCCCGGAGCACAUCCCUAAAUUCCCAGCGGUUUCAGUUAGUAAUUUCAAAAGCACCCAGUGGGGACCUUUUGGAUAAACAUUCUGAACUCUUUUCUAACAGACAUUUGCCAUUCACCCCACGCACUUUAAAAACAGAAGCAAAAUCUUUCCUGUCACAGUAUCGAUAUUAUACACCUGCGAAAAGAAAAAAGGAUUUUACAGAUCAGCAGAUAGAAGCUGAAACUCAGACUCAAUUAAGCAGCUUUCAAUCUGAUUUUGAGACAGUUGAGAUUAAGAACUUCACAGAUUCAGAAAUGAACAUAAAGCAGGCAUCUAGCUGUAUGUCGUAUGGUACCAAAGGAAAAAUAACCCCUUUACCUUUACAAGGACAUGAAUUACCAUGGGAUGAGGUUAAAGACAGUGCUCUUCAGUGUUCCUCAUCAAGGGCAGUAUGUCAAUGUUCCCUGCAGCCUCCUUCAGGGAGAAAAAUCUAUUCUGAUGAAGAAGAACUGUUGUAUCUGAGUUUCAUUGAAGAUGUAACAGAUGAAAUUUUGAAACUUGGUUUAUUUUCAAACAGGUUUCUAGAACGACUGUUUGAGAGACAUAUAAAACAAAAUAAACAUCAUUUGGAGGAGGAAAAAAUGCGCCACCUGCUACAUAUCCUAAAGGUGGACUUAGGCUGCAUGUCCAAGGAAAACUCAGUAAUGCUAGAUGAUGUUGGUAUGUUGCAUUUACUUGAUUUUGAAAAGGCUGAGAAUUCAGAACAAAAUGAAUAUAAAAAUGAACAAGAUUUAGCCAUUCAACAGGAAAGUCAAGAAUACCAAAAGGCUUUGACUAUGUUAUUGUCUGUUCCAAAGGAUGAGAACAAGAUAGUCUCUUCACCAAAUGAAUUUUUCCUGCCUGUCUAUAAAUCACAGGAUUCAGAAGGGGUUAUAAUUCAACAGGUAAAUGAUGAAACGAAUCUUGGAACUUCAGUUUGGGAUGAAAAAAAUGUAAGUAUGUCAGACAGUUUACUAGACCAAGAAACUUCUGUGAAUGUCAUUGAAGGAGACAAUGACAAUGAAAAAGUCGAGACUUCAAAUGAGUUGUGUUGUUUUAGCACAGCACUCUCCCCGUCUGUUCAGUUAUGCAGUGUCAAAGAUGGUAAUCAGGACAUGGAAGGACCAACUCUCAAAAUCAUGGAAAUGAGCAUUGAGGACUGACCUUUCGAUGCUUGAUCUUCAUUAAUAAAUAUCCCAAAUGGCCAAUAAUUCAACAUUCCUUUCACUUUUUUUUUUUACUUUUUUUUACUUUUUUAUAUUAAGAUUUGUUUGUUUUCUAUGUUGUAUAAUAAAUUACUGUAAAUUUAGAAGCUUGAAACAGCA